CCAAAGCCCCAAAAGUUGGUGGCACCUUGUGUCCCUCGAGACCCUCUCUAGCUCUGUCCUGCCUUCUAGAGCUUGCUUCAGCUGGGGCAGGUGAUCUCUGAACCAGAACAGGGAGAAGAUGGGUGGAGGCUUAGCCUUGGGAAUUUUUGCUUUCCUUGUUGGAGUUUUUUCUGGCUUCUGAAGGUAGAUCAACUUGUCACUUUGCUAACACCCCUGUCCCCCAAAUCUCAGGCCUCUUGGACCUUAAGCUCCCCCAUCAGCAGGAGGGGCAGAGGAAACAAGAGAUCCGUUUAGACUCCCUCCUCGAGUGCGCUUGGUCUCUGCUGGACUUAUCCUCCCCCACCUCCUGGGGACCUGAGCUCUGGCCUGUCCCCAUUGAGAUUCCUCAACUCCACAGACGUUGAGGUUUUCCUAUACCCUGCUCAGGCUAUGCCAGCUGUGGGCCUUGCAGAUCAUUUGAGAAGUCAUUGAUUGAGUAGUCUUAAGAUAGGCUUGAUUUCCAGAAGGCUUGGAGUUUGGUGAGCAAGGCUUUUUUUUUUUUUUUUUUUUUUUUUGAGACUGGGAAUUGAAAACAGGAAGCCUUUUGGACCCACCAGCGUGUGAUUCUGGGGUCUUAGAAGCAUGGAAGUUUGGGGGAUAGUAAGAGAGGCAGGUGCGCCCUGUUUUCUCUGCUCCCCGUCUGGGUGGGCCCCUAGGUUUUUAUGGGGAGAAAGGCUGGCUGUCACAAGGAGUGCCAGCUGACUCCCAGAAACUUCUCUUUCCCCCCUUGGCACACAGUACACUCAACCUGCCCCGAGGGGGUGAGGCUUUCUGGGCAGGGCAGCUCUCUAAAGCCAUGGGCAUAUAGGGCAGCCAUCUUGAAUUGCUGGCCCAGGGAAAGCCAGAGAGCUCCAAGUUUACUCAGGUCUACUUGUUGGGUGCUGCCCUCCUAGGUUGCAGAAAAUACCUUUGAACUGCACUGACACUGUCUCCUGGAGAGUACUCAGCCCCACCCAGGUCCUUAAAUCCUUGUUCUAGUUUAGAGUCUUAUUGCCAUUUCUGCCUGAGAUCACACUACUUCCUGCUUUGGAGGCUCUGCAGUCAUGAUACCUGGGAUGGAACACUGGCUCCAUCCUUUGAUCAUUGUGUGAUCCUAAGCAAAUUAAUUUCUAGGUUCUUAUGAGGAUUACAUGAGUUAAUUAAAAGCAUUUAACACACUACCUGGCACAUCUUAAUAAGCGGGAGAUGUUACUUGGCCGAUAGACUUGCCAAAGAUAGAAAUCCCAGUCUCGCUCUUUAGCCCAGUGGGUCUGGGCUGAGGCCUGGGAAUCAGUGCCACCAGCUGAGUCCUAGGAUUGGGCGAUUUUAGAAAACAUUGAUCUGGAUCAAGGGUUCUGAAACCUGGUUCCUGGGUCGCUUCCAAUCGAGUCAAUCUUCACCUUCCAUGACUGGCAUGAAUCGGCAGCAUCUGGGAGGUAGGAUAGAAAGAGGACAAGCAUUAUCCUGAGCUGGCAGAGCUGUUCUGUCCCCAGAAAAACUGCUGCUCCCGAAAAGUGGCCCCCGUUGGGCUGGAGCUCAGAUAGGUCUUUCCCAGGGAGGGAAGUUCCUAAAACUUUGCUGCUACUAAAGAAAUGAUUUAUGUGAGACAAAUUCUCAAGAAUUUCCGCUAGUUCCCUAAAGCAGAAAAUAAUUUCCCUAAAUUGGGAAGCUGUCUGAUAAAAACAGUCUCUCUGCAAUCCCUGAGUAAUGUGACACUCGCAUUCUCUAAAAACAAAGACUAGAAUGUUUAAAUUCAGUGAAGGGAAACUGCAAAGAUGAGUUCCCUGUCUGUGCUGAAUUUCCUGUGCAUUUUCCUAAACCUAAACUUGAUAGAGGUAACGGUGGCAGGGCUGUCUCCAACCUUUCUUCCAACUUCAGCCCCGCCCAGAGCUUGGAACAAGGGGACUUGUGUUGGCUGGGGGGCUACUUGGACCUGGGGGUGAGGAGCUGGGGGAAAAUAUUUGCCACUCUCUGCUUUUGAGGAACAGUUUGCCCUCUGAGUUCAUCUUUGAUCUUCCUCCUUCUAGCCACCCUUUGUCAAGCUCCUACUGUGUGUUAGACGUGCUCUAGUCUCUAACUCCUUUGACCCCAGGAAACAGGCACAUUUAUUCCCACUCCAGUCUAGGGCUUGAAGGCUAGCAAGUGGCCUGAGAUCAUAUCAGUAGUGACAGAGCUCAAUCCUUGCUAUACGAGUCAGUGGAAGAGCUUUUCUAUAUAGCAGUGCUAGGACCCCACUCCAGGCCAGUUAAAGCAAUCUCCAGAGAUGGGUGGUUUUAAAAGAUCUCCAGGUGAUUCUAAUGUACAGCCAGGCAGGGUUGAGAGGCUGUUAUAGACCAGAGCUGUUCAUACUUUAACAUAUGCCCAAAUCAUUGGGGAUCUAGUGAAAGUGCUGACUGAUUCAGCAGCUCUCGGGACGGGGGAACCCAAGAUUCUGCAUUUUUUUAAAAUUUAUUUUAUUGACUGUGUUGGGUCUUUUUGGCUGUGCAUGGGCUUUCUUUUAGUUGCAGUGAAUGGGGGCUACUCUUCGUUGUGGUGUGCGGGCUCCUCAUUGCCAUGGCUUCUCUUGUUGCAGAGCAUGGGUUCUAGGCGUGUGGGCUUCAGUAGUUGCAGCACAUGGGCUCAAUAGUUGUGGCUCACGGGCUCUAGAGCACAGGCCCAAUAGUUGUGGCGCACGGGCUUAGUUGCUCUGUGGCAUGUGGGAUCUUCCUGGCCCAGGGCUCGAACCCAUGUCCCCUGCAUUGGCAGGCGGAUCCUUAACCACUGCGCCACCUAGGAAGCCCAGAUUGUGCAUUAUUAACGUGCUUGCCAGGUGAUGCUGAUGCUGCAUACUGAUACCCAGCGUGGCUGGUCGCUUGGGCAUCUGCUGUUCAAAAUUCACAGCCACUCACAGGGGACCCUGAAAAAUCUAUGUAAUGACAUGACUCAUUCAUUUAUUAAAUUUUGCUCUAGCAUGUUUACCCUUAAGCCAAAACAGGCCAAGAAUUUCCUCUUAACUAGAGGAUAAAAGCAGCUUCUCUUUCUCACAGGCUGUAUUGUUCUCUGCUCAUUCAACCAUUACCCCUUCCUUCUACAUGUCUGGGGUGUGGCCGGGGAGCCACUGGUCUCUAGAACUUUGGGUGAAAGUUGAUUGGUUCUGACAGGAGCUUCAUGACACAGGGUCAGAGUGAUCAGCCAAGGCUGGACAUGUACCCGGAGAGCAGACUAGGCGGAUCUUGGAAGCAGACACUGAAGGGGGGUCUUGGUGAAUUUAGGGAGUUGGGGCCAAAACCAGGGCUGGGCAGGACCUUCCAAAGGUCGACAUAAUCCUUAGCCAUUGUCUUUUGAGGGCCCUAGUAUACUGGAAGUGAAAUGCUCUAACUGUAUGUGUCAUCUGGUAAACCACGAAAGUCGAAAUCUGAGACAAACAUCCUGCCUGAGUUGUGUGGUUUCCCUGGAUCCCUGAGAGGCCCUGUGAUGAGGCUCACUUCUGGGGAUGGCAAGAUUGAAAAGACAAAGCCUGUUCUUACGUGGACUUACCAGAGUCACCAUGGCAACUGAAGAGUCCAUCAUCCGCAUCCCGCCAUACCACUACAUCCAUGUGCUGGACCAGAACAGCAACGUGUCUCGCGUGGAGGUCGGGCCAAAGACUUACAUCCGGCAGGACAAUGAGAGGGUCCUGUUCACCCCCAAGCGCAUGGUGACGAUCCCCCCACGCCACUACUGCACAGUGGCCAACCCAGUGGCCCGGGACGCCCAUGACGCCGUGCUGUUGGAUGUCACGGGACAAGUACGGCUCCGCCACGCUGACCUAGAGAUCCGGCUGGCCCAGGACCCGUUCCCCCUGUACCCAGGGGAGGUGCUGGAAAAGGACAUCACCCUGCUGCAGGUGGUUCUGCCCAAUACCGCCCUCCAUCUUAAGGCGCUGCUGGAUUUCGAGGAUAAGAAUGGAGACAAGGUGGUGGCAGGAGAUGAGUGGCUAUUUGAAGGACCUGGCACAUAUGUCCCCCGGAAGGAGGUGGAGGUCGUGGAGAUCAUUCAGGCCACCAUCAUCAAGCAGAACCAGGCCCUGCGGCUGAGGGCCCGCAAGGAAUGCUGGGACCGGGAGGGCAAGGAGAGAGUGACAGGAGAAGAAUGGCUGGUCCGCUCCGUGGGCGCGUAUCUCCCGGCAGUGUUUGAGGAGGUUCUGGACGUGGUGGAUGCCGUGAUCCUUACGGAAAAGACAGCCCUGCACCUCCGGGCUCGGCAGAACUUCCGAGACUUGAGGGGGGUGACCCGCCGCACUGGGGAGGAGUGGCUUGUGACGGUGCAGGACACGGAGGCGCACGUGCCCGACGUCUGCGAGGAGGUGAUGGGGGUCGUGUCCAUCACCACCUUGGGCACCCACAACUACUGCGUAAUUCUCGACCCGCUGGGACCCGACGGCAAGAACCAGCUGGGGCAGAAGCGUGUGGUCAAGGGAGAGAAGUCUUUCUUCCUCCAGCCCGGAGAGAAGCUGGAGCGAGGCAUUCAGAAUGUGUACGUGCUGUCGGAACAGCAGGGGCUGCUGCUGAGGGCCCUGCAGCCCCUGGAGGAGGGGGAGGGCGAGGAGAAGGUCUCCCACCAGGCGGGGGACCGCUGGCUCAUCCGUGGACCCCUGGAGUAUGUGCCACCUGCCACGGUGGAGGUGGUGGAAGAGCGUCACGCCAUCCCGCUGGAUGAGAACGAGGGCAUCUACGUGCAGGACGUCAAGACCGGACGGGUGCGUGCGGUGAUCGGGAGCACCUACAUGCUGACCCAGGAUGAAGUCCUGUGGGAAAAGGAGCUGCCUCCGGGGGUGGAGGAGCUGCUGAACAAGGGGCAGGACCCUCUGGCGGACAGGGGUGAGAAGGAGACAUCCAAGACCCCUAGGCCCUCCACUCCCCGGAACAAGACCCGUGUGGUCAGCUACCGCGUGCCCCACAACGCCGCGGUCCAGGUGUACGACUACCGGGAGAAGAGAGCCCGCGUGGUCUUCGGGCCAGAGCUGGUGUCGCUGGGCCCCGAGGAGCAGUUCACAGUGCUGUCCCUCUCAGCCGGGCGGCCCAAGCGUCCCCACGCCCGCCGUGCGCUCUGCCUGCUGCUGGGGCCUGACUUCUUCACAGACGUCAUCACCAUCGAGACCGCAGACCACGCCAGGCUCCAGCUGCAGCUUGCCUACAACUGGCACUUUGAGCUGAGUGACCGGAAGGAUGCCCAAGAGACGGCCAAGCUCUUCUCGGUGCCCGACUUCGUGGGUGAUGCCUGCAAGGCCAUCGCGUCCCGGGUGCGGGGGGCUGUGGCCUCUGUCACCUUUGACGACUUCCAUAAGAACUCAGCCCGCAUCAUUCGCGCUGCUGUCUUUGGCUUUGAGGCCCCAGAAGCCAAGGGGUCCCAGAGCAUGGCCCUGCCCCAGCCCCGGGACCGGGCUGUCUUCCCCCAAAAUGGGCUGGUGGUCAGCAGUGUGGACGUGCAGUCGGUGGAGCCCGUGGACCAGAGGACCCGGGAUGCCCUGCAGCGCAGCGUCCAGCUGGCCAUCGAGAUCACCACCAACUCCCAGGAGGCAGCUGCCAAGCACGAGGCUCAGAGAUUAGAACAAGAAGCCCGAGGCCGGCUUGAGAGGCAGAAGAUCUUAGACCAAUCAGAAGCUGAAAAAGCUCGCAGGGAACUCUUGGAGCUGGAGGCUCUGAGCACCGCGGUGGAAAGCACUGGGACCGCCAAGGCGGAGGCCGAGUCCCGGGCAGAGGCGGCGCGCAUCGAGGGAGAAGGCUCCGUGCUCCAGGCCAAGCUCAAGGCAGAGGCCUUGGCCAUUGAGACGGAGGCUGAGCUCCAGCGAGUAAAGAAAGUGCGAGAGCUCGAGCUGAUCUAUGCCCGGGCCCAGCUGGAGCUGGAGGUGAGCAAGGCCCAGCAGCUGGCCGAGGUGGAGGUGAAGAAGUUCAAGCAGAUGACUGAGGCCCUGGGUCCCAGCACCAUCAGGGACCUCGCUGUGGCAGGGCCAGAGAUGCAGGUAAAACUGCUCCAGAGCCUGGGCCUAAAAUCAACCCUCAUCACCGAUGGCUCUACUCCCAUCAACCUCUUCAACACAGCCUUGGGUCUGCUGGGGCUCGGGUCUGAGGCCCAGCCCCCAGCCAAGAAGCCAGCCGUGGGGCCCGGUGCCCACGAGGGCUUGCUUCUCCCCUCCACUGCUGGCCCCCUAACUCUUGGAAGCAACCAGGUCAUGUCUUAGCUCCGUCCUGCACUGACAAAUAAAAUGGACACUUCUGGGCAUUU
Messenger RNA from Hippopotamus amphibius kiboko, 6261 nucleotides. It is a transcript of the gene MVP, whose product is annotated as major vault protein. Lineage: Eukaryota; Metazoa; Chordata; Mammalia; Artiodactyla; Hippopotamidae. The transcript is spliced from 15 exons. Gene Ontology annotation, cellular component: nucleus; cytoplasm. The coding region runs from base 3491 to 6217 and encodes 908 amino acids. The record is from RefSeq and is a predicted model, not a curated record.